Molecule: messenger RNA, 1712 nt
Organism: Physella acuta
Lineage: Eukaryota; Metazoa; Mollusca; Gastropoda; Physidae
Product: F-box/LRR-repeat protein 3-like
Biological process (GO): positive regulation of protein ubiquitination
Molecular function (GO): protein binding
Source: RefSeq, a predicted model, not a curated record
AUUUCAACAUCCUGUAACCAAUAUGGCGGAAUUUAUAGGUUAAUUUUAUAAUAAAUUUAUCUUCCUUGUAAUUUUGAAAAAAAUUAAAUUAAUUAACAUCGAGAAGCAAACGGCCUCAGCCCUAUAGAGCGCCAUGUAUUUGUUUAACGUCAAAAGACUAAAAAAAGUUGCAGAAGACUUUGUAGGCCGUGUAAAUAAACAGGUAUUCGCAUUUGAUAAUCAGCCUGACUGGAGCCAGCUGCCGUACGAAAUUCUUCUUAAAGUCUUCAGUUACCUGAGCAACAGCGACAAGUACCAUGCCGCUCUCACCUGCAAGUCUUGGCUCCGUCCACUUUCAGUGCCGUCCGUUAGACAUGUAAACGAGUUUGAUAAGCAGCCUGACUGGAGCCAGCUGCCGUACGACAUUCUGCUGCACGUCUUCCGUUACCUGAGCAACAGCGACAAGUACCACGCCGCCCUCACCUGCAAGUCUUGGCUCCGUCCACUCUCAGUGCCGUCCGUGUGGGAGACCGGAGAUUUUGUGUUUGACAACAAGAGCGACGAGAAAGCGAUCAUUUUUGUGAACAUGACGGGAAAAACGUUACGUCACAUCAACGUACAAUGUAUAGCGAGCGAUAACCAUUACAUGUGUUCUUUCUUGGCUUUUAAAGGAGAUGAGGGCCCCGCAUCCUGUACAGCGAAGAUGUACCAAUUUUUGGCCACCUUAUUGAACUCACAAAACCAUCGCAUUUUGACCUUCAAGCUAACCAAUCUGUUCAGUUUGAAAAUCAAUGGCCUAAGCGCUAAGUCAAGGUCAUUUUUAGAGGUCGCUCAACUCUUGACCAAAGUUUUGGAGGACCAGCAGCAGCUUCGUGUCCUUGACCUCAGCAACAGCCAAAAGUCUGUCAAACACCGUUGGGUUGAUUCUUUUACCGUAAAUGAAGGUCUGAAACUGUUGAAUGCUGCUAGUAAAAACUGCGCCAACACGCUUCAGGAACUUGCGAUCGCCAGAUUCGUUUGCUUGAAAGAUAUUUACCCUAAUAACUUGAGCUUUCUUCCACAAUUUCGAAGCGCCAUCGCAGGUUUCAGCGAGUUGUCAGACCUGGACCUCAGCUACGGUUAUUUGGAAAAUGACCUGCUGCUCAGCUUAGCCAUGUCAACAACCAGCCUGAAGCAGAUCACAGUUCGUGCUGACGAAAUCCCAAUGAUAGAAAGUCAAAUAACCCCUCUAGCAUGGGAGAACCUUACAGCGGCAUGUCCCGAGCUCAGAGUCCUAUUUUUCAUCAAACCCAUAUCUGAGUCGUACUUCCAAGACGUGACAAUGAUCCUAACACCAUCCAUGCCGCUCUAUCAAGUCAAAUGGAAAUCUGGCAGUGUCAUAGCUGUAGAGAACAUAGAGAAGUUCUUUCAACAUAUGGGACAAAACUUUCAGGAAACUUUACAUCAUCUGAAGUUCCGUACUGAUGUCCCCAUAGACAUGGAACGCUUUGAAGUGUUGAUCAAGAGUUUACAGCCGUGCGCAAAUCUGGACAGCUUCUCGCUAGGCUUGACCUCUUGUGUGAUUGAUGACGUGGAGAUGUACAAGUUGGCCAUCAGAGAUGUCGUGAAGCGAUGCCCAUUGUCAUGUGACCUCACACUGAACGUCUAAGUCAAAUAAAAGGGGUCAGUCUGACACGGUUGGUGGGGUCAGGAGAGUUCGCCAUGUUGGAUCAGUUCAGGAAUUAUUUUUUUUU